AUGGAAUAUGUUGUCACUUUAGACCUGGAAGUUAUCCGAAAUUGUGACCACGCCAUAAACAUAUUUCCGCCCGUAGGGUAGGAUUUACUGAAAACCAAACCAUCGAAAUACUGAAACAAAAAAAACUCGCCAGUAACGCCUGCUUCACACUCAAAGUCACAGUAGGAAUUUUUCAUAGGUAAAUUCUAAGUUUUGAAGGAUUUGCAAGAAAUGUUUUGAGGAAACUGACUCAGUGUUUAACACUAAGCCAGUUCCCACAAACUUUUCUUACAAAUCCUUCAAAACUUAGAAUUUACCUAUGAAAAAUUCCUACUGUGAUCACAGAAACUUUGAGUUGAAGCAGGCUUAACAUUCUAUUAUAUCGCGUACAACGAUUUUUAGACACUACAACCCCUUCUUCACAAGCUGCUCUCGCUCAAGCCAAAGGUAACCCUGGCGAUCAGUCGAGUGAAUUUCAAACCAAUCAAGGAUUUCGUAAUUCUGGUUGUUAUAAAGACACUGAGAGCAGAGCUCUACCAUCAUUGGAAGGUAAGAAUGUUCGUUGCCCAAACGAGCAUUAGAGUUGGUAGACUGCGAGAAGUCCCUCUUUAGAAAGAAAGGAGGGACUGCAGACAACGCAUCCAGGAACGAAAUACGCGUUGUCCACACAAUGCAAAAUUCCGAUUGGUUGAUAUAGUCGAUUGACAGAUCUCUUUUUUGAAAUGAGACUGGACCGACCAACAAGUUGUGUUCGCACUGCCUGUUCCAAGUUUUCAAUAGGUAUGGAACAAUUUGUAACAACUUUGUCGAUAUUAUCAGACUUCUUGCAAGGUUGUCCCAACAAGUCCGAUAAACAGUUAUGAUAUAACAAUAUUGUUACAACCUUUAGUUGUCAACCUUGUAACAUUCUUGUUAUAUCAUGACUGGAUCAGAUUUGUUAGAACAAUCUUGUAACAAGUCCGAUAAUGCCAUCAAGCUUGUUAUAUACUUAACAAUUAUUCGCCGAAGGCGAGGUGAUUAUCGGUGAAUAAAAAUCGAGACGAAGUCGAGGUUUUUAUUCACGAUAAUCACCGAGCCUGAGGUGAAUAAUUGUUUUAGUAUAAUUUCAUAGGUAAUUAUUUGGAAAAAAAUAAGAAAGUACACAUUUCUUUGUCAUUUAAUUGACAAAAAGGCUUCGGCCGCCAUUUUGAAAAUCGCUUAGGUGAUUAUCGCGUAAUAAUCACCUCAACGGCAACCAAUCAGCGUGGAGAAUUUUCAAUAAUCACCUUGUAAUUAUACUAAAAGUUGUUAACAGCUUGUUCCAAACAUGUUAUAAUACAACAACUGGGAACAAACAGUGCGAACACAACUUGUAGACAGUUUUUGAACAGAUUUGUAACAACUUGUUUGCAGACCUGUAACAACUUGUGCGUUUUGACGUGUGUAGGUUCAGACCCAGACCUGACUGGAUUCUACAAGCAGAGACAGGAGCCGAUAACAAAGUGUGCCGCAAUAGCUCGCAGUCGAGGCUAUCAAUUAUUCGCCAUUCAAAAUGGCGGCAUGUGUCUAUCUGGACCCAAAGCUCACGAAACUUACAAGAUCCACGGCCUGGCGAGAAAUUGCAAGGAUGGAAAAGGAGGGGAGUGGGCGAACGAUGUUUAUAUUUUCAAUGGUAAGAUGAAAUGUUUUGCUAUGCGUUUAGUAGGAUUG
Messenger RNA from Paramuricea clavata, 1668 nucleotides. NCBI's taxonomy places the organism in Eukaryota, Metazoa, Cnidaria, Anthozoa, Malacalcyonacea, Plexauridae. The record is from the annotation of a GenBank genome assembly.